GUCACGGUCGAUUCGCAGAUCAUAGAUCCCGCCGCGUUGCUAUAAACUGAGGCUUCCAAUCCUAAUCCAAUCCCAAUACAAUGUGGACAGUGGACAGCAAGCGGCUGUAGAUUCGCUGAGCUAUAUUUACGACUUUCCCAUUUAUGUUUAGCCUUUGUGACUAAUAAAAUAUAACAAAGACUCGACCCCUCUCCCCCGGCAAUGCAAUUCCACAUCAUGAUAUUAACAUCACAGUAAGCAAAAAAUCUAGAUCAGCAAAUUGCAAUAUCAAAUUCUAUUGCGUUUGUUACUUCCUGUUGAAAAAUGAAGUGUAUAGGUGUCCUAGUUUUUAUUUUAUUAUCUGAGUAUGCUUGCUCGGAAGACUCUUCGGAAGAGUCUGAAGAUCUUGACAAACUAUGGGGAGAGUUUAAGGCUAGUUUCAACAAAACCUAUUCGGAUUAUCAUGACACCAGUAGGCGCCAAGCAUGGGAAGAAAAUUUGAUUAAAAUCAAAAAGCAUAAUGAAGAGGCAGAUAAAGGAAUACAUUCUUAUUAUAUCAGAGCGAAUCCACUCAGUGAUAUGACACAAGACAUAUACCUGCAGAAAAUGGCGAAGCUGACAAAAAGUACGCACAGAAAAGUAGAUUCGGAAAUUGUUGGUGAUAUCUAUGACAAAAUGAUGCAUAUUCCCGAAGAAAUGAAUUGGGUUGAUAAAGGAUUCAAGACGCCGGCUUACAACCAAAAAGACUGCGGGUCUUGCUACGCAUUCAGUAUCGCUCAUGCCAUUCAAGCGCAAAUAUUCAAACAAACUGAUAAGUUGAUACCUCUCAGCGAACAACAAAUUGUAGAUUGCAGCCUGUCAUAUGGAAACUAUGGCUGUGCUGGUGGAUCAUUGAGAAAUACCCUAAGGUAUUUGGAAAAAAUUGGUGGACUCAUGACGUAUAAUGACUACCCCUACGCUUCGAAGCAACAGAAAUGUCACUUUGACAAGCAUCGAACCAUAAUAAACAUAACGACAUGGGCAGUGUUGCCAGCUAGAGACGAAAGAGCUUUAGAAAUAGCUGUUGCAAACAUCGGGCCUAUAGCUGCAUCAAUAAAUGCUAGUCCUCACACUUCCAGCUAUAUCAGUAAGUACAGGACUACAAAAAAUCUAGUUUAUACACACAUGGAUAUCUAGUAAGAAUGUUCUGUUUCCAGUAGAGGCAUUUAUGAUGAUUUGAGUUGUUCAUCAAAUCACGUAAACCAUGCAAUGCUGAUCGUUGGCUACACAAGAGAAGCCUGGAUACUGAAGAACUGGUGGGGAAAACAUUGGGGUGAACAUGGAUACAUGAGAUUGAGAAGAAGUAGGAACAGAUGUGGAAUUGCAAAUUAUGCAGCAUAUGCUUUUGUAUAAAAGAUAAAGGUGUAUUAAUGAAAACUUCAUGUGUUGUUAUUUAUACCUAAAUAAGCUUCGACCUCUUCAUCAAAUAAGGCAUCUUCAAAAACGAUGGAGGUUCUUUGAAAAGGCUUUUUUUUUGCGAGUGUCCCUUCUACUGGUAUUCUUGUUUACAAUGACCACGCCCAAGGACGAAUAUCGUCGUUGACCACGCCCCUUUUCCGUUCGGGGCUCUGCCAACAAUGUCAACUGUCAACUCGAGUGUUGUCAUUAAACGUCAGUGAAGGAUGUUCGAGUGAUUCAAACAUCCGAAGAAACUCUUAAAAAACUUUUAUCAACCAAAAUAAAAAGCUAGAAAAUAACAUCUUAGCUAGAACCACUUCCUCAUCGUUGGUUUUUACUUGGCACCAUCAAACGUACUUUUCGUAUGUCAAUAAAGCGUACCCAAAAAUUCUUGGAGUUCCCAGUAAACCAAAUGUGUUGUGGUUUUUCAAGGCUGUUUUAAAAUUAAAUUAUUUGCAAUUCACCUGAUUAACACAGGUAGUGAGUUAUGAAAAAAUACGUGGAAAGAUACACAAGCACAUCUGUGAUACCUCAAUAUCAGAAUACAUAUACAUAAAG
Messenger RNA from Acanthoscelides obtectus, 1974 nucleotides. Lineage: Eukaryota; Metazoa; Arthropoda; Insecta; Coleoptera; Chrysomelidae. The record is from the annotation of a GenBank genome assembly.